AUGCCCUACACUGCGCCGUUGAAGACGUCGCCUUUCGCGCAGCACAUUGAACACUCUCAACCCACUCCCAAUUCCUGCCCCAACUCGCCCACCGUGGUCUCCUCACACCCACCACGGCCACGCCUUCCUCGCUCCUACUCUUCGGCGUCUUAUGUUCGAAGGCAUCGGAGGAGCCCUUCUAAUAGCAAGGCAUUCGUUUUCCCAGACCCAGACUAUCUUGCCAAGCCGGACCAUGUCAGCCACUCCCAGUCGAGUAUCCGGAAGUCUCCUCCACCCUUGAGUGAUGCGGUCAUCCCUCCGGGUGCUCUGAUAUCCCCUCCUGAUUCCGCUCCUAACUCCAGUGAUGAAGAGACGUCGUAUCGACCACAGGGCGAGCUGCAACUGGAUAAGCUGGAGGCAGCUGUAAGGUCGAUUGAGCAAAGAAGAGUGUCCUCUCCAGAGAGACCGGCCGAGGAAAGCAAGUCGUCUUCGAGCAUGGCAUCCUCAACCGUCGACUCUGUUCAACAUACGCGUCCGCCUCUUUCUCGAGAAGCUCGCAAAAUCUCUCAUUCCCGUUCAGCCACGGAAUCUUUAGUAGACCACAAGCAAGAUGAAGUUUUGACUACGUCCCCCGAAGAAAGUGAUCGGGACGAUGAACCUCGUGCAAAGCAUCCGAUGGUACGCAAGAAGUCGGGAGAGCUUGUUCGGCCGGCUCUCCGCCCAGCUUCGGCUCGACGGCGCCCGUCUAGCAUGCCGGGAACGCCAACGUUCUCCAAGGCUGUGCAUUUUGACGCUCAGUUGGAACACAUUCGGCACUUCUUACAGCUAGACAAGCCUCAGGCUGUUAGUGCUGACACAUCGCCCGUCGAUGGCUACGAUACUGCCGGAGAGUUCCCAUUCCGUCCCACACCUCAUGACAACACUUCGGAAUGGGAGAUCACCCUCAACAAUUUUCCUACUAAUGCCUCCUCCCGCACGCAUCAACGUGUUCGACUCGAACGUCUUUUCCUGUCCCCCGACAAGAACACCCUGAUUGGUGUCGUGGCUGUUGCUAACUUGGCCUUCCAUAAGCAUGUCGCAGCUCGUUUCACCUUGGACCAUUGGAAAACCGUAUCUGAGGUGACGGCAGAGUACAAUGAACACUACCGCCAGAGCCAUGGCCACGAUGCUUACGAUAGGUUCUCAUUCAACAUCAAGUUGAACGAUCAGACGAACCUCGAAAAGAAGACAAUGUUCGUUUGCAUACGUUACAAUGUCGAGGGCCAAGAGUAUUGGGACAAUAAUCAUCACAAGAACUUCCAAGUCAAUUUUCUCAAGACUGCGAACACGAAGGUCGGGCAACAGAACACCCAGUCUGCAAAACCUCGCACCUCGCUGCCCCGCAGUAGGAGCUUUGUUGUGUCCAACAGUCGUCCUUAUUCAAUGCCUCCGUCUUUCGACAACUUCUCCGACAUGGAUAAGUAUGUAUCUUUCGGCACUCCCCCCAAAGCUACAAAAGCGAGCGAAUUGUGUGACGACGAACCGCAUGACAUUGAGGUUGCUGCACCCAUUCGCCGUGAUAAGCAAAACCACCAAGUUUUUGGCAACCGUUAUGAUUUUGGGGCAUCAUUGUCGGCGGCUAUGAAAACCAAACCAACUCAAGACCGAACAACGUUGGCCGCCCGAGCCAAAUCACAUAGCACCCCGCACAACCAUCACCAUCACGCUUCAGAGAAGCGGACGAAUUCCCGUGAUAACACUCCCAGUCAUGCAACCGGCAAUGGCCAUCGAACAAAUUCUGUGACCCACCCUAAACCGUCCACCCUGGUAUCAAGCAAACCGCACCGCGAAUCUUCCGUAUACAAAGAGCUUGUGGAUAAAUAUUGUUUCUUUGGCUCUUCAGAUUUCUCCGCGGAGGAGAAUGAUACCACGGCAGUCAAAGACUUUGGAAGCCGAACGAACUCUAGCAGUAGUUCCAGUGCAGGUUCUCCAUGCUCUUCACCUCACAUUGAGGCAUCUUACGGCGCCGAUUCCCGGACUUCUUCUCCAAGUCAUAUCGGAUUCCCCUACCUCCAGAAUAACUUCCUGAAAGAAGCGAGCACGCCUGCUAUCAUCCAGGGAUGA
Messenger RNA from Aspergillus homomorphus CBS 101889, 2082 nucleotides. Its product is annotated as protein phosphatase regulator GAC1. The record is from RefSeq and is a predicted model, not a curated record. Lineage: Eukaryota; Fungi; Ascomycota; Eurotiomycetes; Eurotiales; Aspergillaceae. Bases 1 to 2082 code for a protein of 693 amino acids. The transcript has a single exon. Gene Ontology annotation, cellular component: protein phosphatase type 1 complex. Gene Ontology annotation, molecular function: glycogen binding; protein phosphatase 1 binding. Gene Ontology annotation, biological process: regulation of glycogen biosynthetic process.